CGGGCCUGCAGUCAAAAGCCGGCCUGGACAGCGACUUGGGCCGCAGGAAGCAUCCUGAUCACCGCGAGCACCCAAUCUUCCCUUCUCGAUCCUCAGCCAUGCUUUCGCAGUUUACUCGCCGCAUCGGAACAUCUGCCGUGCGCGUUGCCAUGCAAACCACCGCGGCCCGCACCUUUGUCUCGAACCCAGUGUCGUCCAAGCUGUGGUCUCUUGGAGCUCUCAACCACGUUGCCAUCGCAGUGCCCGACAUCGACAAGGCCACGACAUUCUACCGCGAUGUGAUGGGUGGCAACUGCAGCGAGAAAGUGCCCCUCCCAGAGCAUGGCGUCUACACUGUCUUUGUUCAUCUCGGAAACACCAAAAUCGAACUUCUCUACCCGUUAGGCGAAAAGAGCCCAAUUGAAGGAUUCCUGAAGAAGAAGCCCGAGGGUGGUAUCCACCAUAUCUGUAUCGAGGUCGACGACGUCAAGGCUGCUAUCGUAGAUCUCAAGACCAAGGGCAUUCGCUCGCUGGAUCCCGAGCCCAAGAUCGGUGCCCAUGGCAAGCCCGUCGUCUUUUUACAUCCUAAGGACUGUGGUGGCGUUCUGGUCGAGCUUGAGCAGCGCUAAACGCUGGAUUGCGAUGCCAGCCUGGUGCCCCUGCCUGCUGUCACACCAGGAGAAAGCGAACCAUCGCAGUCUCUGACGAUACAGGCUGUUGCUCACCGGCGCUGAAUACAGCUGGUUUUUCUUUCUUUUUUUUUUUUCUUUUCCAAGAGCACCUGGAAAGCGGUGGCUUCACUUCACUAUUAAUAUCAUCCCCUGACAACGGGAAACUCGUAUUUUCAGGGGACACAUGAUAGCGUAGUAUGCGAUGGCAUGCGUCUAACUAUGCCAUAAGAAAUACAUCAAAUCACUUUGGCAGCCUCCGAGUGAACACCACCGGUCGC
This is a messenger RNA of Polychytrium aggregatum, 928 nucleotides long. Its product is annotated as Glyoxalase/Bleomycin resistance protein/Dihydroxybiphenyl dioxygenase. The transcript has 8 exons. Gene Ontology annotation, biological process: L-methylmalonyl-CoA metabolic process. NCBI's taxonomy places the organism in Eukaryota, Fungi, Chytridiomycota, Chytridiomycetes, Polychytriales. The coding region runs from base 99 to 608 and encodes 169 amino acids. The record is from RefSeq and is a predicted model, not a curated record. Gene Ontology annotation, molecular function: methylmalonyl-CoA epimerase activity. Gene Ontology annotation, cellular component: mitochondrion.